AUUUUACAAGAGGGUGACUCCGAUGUUAAAGAAAUUUGGAGAGAAGGCAUACACAAAAGCCUUUAAAAGUCGUUAUUUUUAUGACCUCUGAGAUACACAAGAAGUUAAGGUGGUGAAUAAAUUCAUAAAUGAUAAUGUAGCUUCGCUAUCUUACCAAAUUUGAAUACUUCGUUGAAAAAAUUCAGAGAUAGAACUUAUAAAACAACUGAAUUGUCGAUUUGGAUUUGCCGAUAUUAAAACCUGGCUCGCAUUCCUCGCAGCAGCAGAUCAUGCGGGCACCCUUAUCUUUUCCCAGAUGCUGUUGCAAAAUGUUUAAAAAAACGGAACUACCUUACACCGAGAAUAGUUACCACACUCUUCAAGCUUCAAUUUCAGAACUGAUCUUUUGUGAGAGUUCUUAAUACAUUUUCGGAAUCAUCACCACAGCAAGACUUUCAUUAUAGGCUAACAAGUUUGGCAAAUCAUGGGACCAGCAAAGAGGGUAGCCGUGGUGGGUGCUGGGGUAAGCGGUCUGGUUUCGGUCAAAGCAUGCCUUGAAGAGGGACUGGAACCCGUGUGCUAUGAACGGAACGAUGAGAUAGGUGGAAUAUGGGUAUAUCGUGAUACAAAUCCAAACGGGCAGUCCGAUGCGGCCAUCUACGAAGGUUUGGUCACCAACUCGAGCAAAGAGAUGAUGUGCUUCAGUGAUUUCCCGUUCCCGCGGGACUGGGCACCCUACAUCCAAGGUCGACAACUCAACGAGUAUUACCACGCCUACGCUGAAAGAUUUGAUCUCAACAGACAUAUACAUCUUAAUACCGAGGUUUUGUGUGUCGAGAAGACUAAGGAUCACGAAACGACGGGCCAGUGGUCUGUAUUGGUCCGGAACCAGGAUGGGACAGAGAGCGAGUCUGUCUUCGAUGCUGUCAUGGUGUGUACGAGUAUCUUCAACAAGCCAUUCGUUCCGUCAUACCCUGGAAUGGACGUCUUCAAAGGAGAGAUCUGCCACAGUCAACAGUUCCGUAAAGGAGAAAACUUCAAAGACAAGACAGUUCUUGCUGUUGGUGGUUCCCAUUCAGCAGGAGACAUGGCUGUCAAUUCCAGUCGAUUCGCAAAACAGGUAUACCUCAGCACACGUACAGGAACCUGGUUGAUGAACCGGAUGCAGUCAGAUGGUAUGCCUCGUGAUAUGACCAUCCACCGUCGCUACAUGACCCAUGUUCCCGUGAGCUGGAAGUUGAAGAGAUUCGAACAGGAGAGUAUUACCAGGGUGGACCCAUCGCUCAUUGGUAUCAAGAGUUCCAAGCGAUAUGGUACCACGACGGUCAUGAUCAACGAUGAUCUAGGCACGAUGGUCCUCAAUGGCAAAGUUAAGACGAAGCCUGGAAUAGAUCACUUUACUGAGACAGGGGUUGUGUUCAAAGAUGGCUCAACCAUUGAAAAUCUGGACGCUGUCGUCUUCGCAACUGGAUUCCAAAUAUGCAAUCCGUUCAUCAGUUCUGAUAUCAUACCAGAUCGUCUAGAGGAUAUGGAAAUGUUCCACUUUGUUUGGCCAGCAAAAGAGAAACAGCACACUCUGGCAGCCAUCGGGUACAUCAUGAUCAUUGGACCACAUGCCCCGGCCCUGGAGCUACAGGCUCGAUGGGCCGUCCAGGUCUUCCAGAAGAAAGUAGGACUACCCCCACAGGAGGUCAUGAUGAAGGAAAUCAAGGGCCGUAAGAUGGGAACCUUCAAGAGAUUCGGCAAACAUAAGAUACAGACUCUUCCACUGCCAUACCAGGACAUCAUAGCUGGUUUCAUCGGAGCUCGACCCAACUUCAAGUCCUUGAUCUUCAGUGAUCCUUGGCUCGCCUAUCAACUCUUCUUCGGACCGGCCUACCCUGCAGGAUAUCGACUGUUUGGACCGCAUACUUGGCCGAAAGCCCGGGAACACAUCGCACGUGGCGUCGAUAAUGUCAUAUUCCCGACCAGGACACGCAUCGUUGAAACGGCGCAAAAUGCGGGGAGCAUCUUCCGCCUGACAGUGAACGGAUUUCUCAAGACAGCAUUUAUGGCUGUUCUGGCCAUAUUUAUUCUUUCUGUUCUAACCUAAUAUGGACAUGCAAUGUAAAUUUAUACAAACAUUAUGCAUAUUGUAAAAUAAAAGACAAGAUACAUAUAAUAGUAAUAAAAAUAGUGGGUUCUUAUUCCGUGCUCACAUCUGUCAGAUAUGAAACUCCUGGUGCUCAACAUUUUAUUUUAAUCUUAGCAUAGCUGCCACUGGGCACGUCAGUGUUUCAAGGAACAAAAUACUUGUUCCGCACAACAGCAUUACCAUUACCGUAACUUGAAUCCCUUGUUUGGUAGAUGUGUACAAUAUGGAUCUUUUGUAUAUAUAUUUUUUUUAUUUCAUUAUUACCAGUGAUGUGUGAAAAGCCCCAGGCCAAGGCCAUAGACAGACUGUGCAGAGCACAAUGCUAAUGUCAUACAAAUACCCUCAAGGCCAGGCUCAAUGAUCUUAACGCUCCACAGGAUUUCCAUAAAAAUAUAUAGUUUAGGUAGAGCUAUUUCCUGGCCUUGUUCAUUUAUUCAUUUAUUUAUUUCAAAUAUUCAAAAGAAGGGUAGCCCAAUCAGCAACAAGCUGGUUUUCGUUGGGGCCCUUCGUAAACAAACACAAAUAUAAAACAUGGUGUUACAUUCAAAUAUAAACAAAGAAUAGAGCAUAAAUACUAAUAUUGAAAAAUAAAAUAAUGAAUAAUCAUAAUUAACUAUGGAAAAUAACAAAAUAAAUAAAAUAUGAUACUAUACAAAUGUUACCUAAAAGUAAACGAAAAUUACAUAUACACAUGAAAAGAUAAGAUAUGUACAAAAUGAGGAGAAAGAAUAAAUUCCACCAUUAGUCCCUACUACAUAUCAAAUGUUUUUUGCCAUUUCCCGUUUAAACUGUUUAAUAUCAUCUAUGAAUCGGAGGUGUUCGGGUAAUUUAUUCCAAUGCAAUGGGCCUGUGACAAAAAAUGAUUUCUGGUAAAAGGUUGUACGAUAUGGCACCCUGAUUAUCAUUCAUGGACCUCCUCUGAGGCCAAUACCAAAGGCCCAAGGCCAAAGACUGUGUACCCGUGAGGCCAUGUCCAAAGACUUCUUACCCGUCAGGCCAAUGCCAAAGGUCCAAUGCCGAAGAAUUUAUACCUCCAAGGACAACUACACUUGUCCCCGAGACUGGUCUUGGGGAGUACAAAUCUGAUUGUCACAUUAUAUUUAUUAAUGUCUCAAUGCACUUGGAUUUGGUUUUUAAAAAUUAACACAUUCAUUCAUAACAUAUUGAACACAGCUGGUUUCUUAAGAUGCUUAAUGAUCUGUAAUUAUUCGUAUUUAUUGUCUCAAUUUCAUUUGAUCUCAUUCAACGUGUUCGAAAUUUUUGCUUUGAAAUGUUAAUCUGUUUAUACUUUUGGUUACAGACUUUAUAGAGUUGUUUGGAGGAAUAAAAAGGCAUUAAAUAAAUAGCAGAAUUAUUCUCUGAUCGUGCAAUAUACAUGUAGUGAUGGAAGAAGUUUAUACAGCAAUAAAGGUAACAAAUAAA
Lytechinus pictus (painted urchin) is the source of this 3535-nucleotide messenger RNA. Its product is annotated as flavin-containing monooxygenase 2-like. The coding region runs from base 464 to 2071 and encodes 535 amino acids. Gene Ontology annotation, molecular function: NADP binding; N,N-dimethylaniline monooxygenase activity; flavin adenine dinucleotide binding. The transcript has 9 exons. The record is from RefSeq and is a predicted model, not a curated record. NCBI's taxonomy places the organism in Eukaryota, Metazoa, Echinodermata, Echinoidea, Temnopleuroida, Toxopneustidae.